Messenger RNA from Cinara cedri, 8974 nucleotides. The record is from the annotation of a GenBank genome assembly. NCBI's taxonomy places the organism in Eukaryota, Metazoa, Arthropoda, Insecta, Hemiptera, Aphididae.
AACGCCGGGUGGGCGACAUCGGGCGACAGUGGGCGUAAUUUUUUUCGUCUCGCCGACCUAUAGCGCGACGCGCACCGGCUCCGCCGACCAGACCCGUUUCGGCUUCCGUCGCAAGUCGUUCGAAAACGUUGCCGAAAAGCAUUGUCCGCGCGCGAAACCGCCAACCACGGAAUCCACCGAAACCGCGACAAUGACCGCCCGGUUCUUCCCGUCGGCGCGCGCGGCCCUUUUGUCCGCCGUCGUCCUCUGGCUGUGCGCCGGCCGUCGCGGCUGCCGUGCGGACGGCGUCGCCGCGUCGACGGCGAUACGGGUCCGCGAUGGCGGCCCCGGCGACGUGUCCGCAAGAGGAGUGGACGGCGGUCCCGACGAACAAUCCGCCGCCAAAGGAGUGGACGAGUUCUUGGCGUGAGUACACACCGAGCGAUUUAUAUUUUUCGUAUUUUUAGAUUCUGAGCGAAAGGCCACGGCUACAUUAGAGCCGCCUUUCCCGUCCGAUCCGAUUCGACCGACCCGACUAACAUAUCCGACGCAUCCGAUAUUUGCGGUUACAUUGUUUCCGAUUUCGUGCACUUAUUAUCUACUCCGACAUUUAUUUAUCGGUAUAAAAGUGCCAACCGCGUAUUGAUAGAGUUCACAUAAUACGCAUUGGUGUUUUUUAUUCGACGUGUAUUUAUGUCCCAGCGGCUCAGGUGUCAUUUGGGACGAUUUACGGGAUAUAGUAAAAUAUUAUAUUGAAAUAGUACAAGAGGGUCAUGUUGGACGCGUAAUUUAUUAAAAGAUUUUUUAAAAAAAAUGUGGAAUAUUUUAAGACGUGUAUUAAAGUUCGAGAAUGCCCUGACAAUUUUUAAGAAUAAGCGUUUUAUGAUUAUUACCCACUAUUAUUGGUUAUAAACUAUCGGUUAUUCGGUCCGAAUAAUCUAAUUUUGUCCGAUUUGUCGGCAGAAAACCAAAUCGAUUUGUUUUUCUUCCGACGUGUCCGACCAGACGGUACGCCGGAAACGGGCAAAUAAAUAUAGCCACUACCGAUAAUGUUACACGGUCUUGUUUUUCUUCCGGCUAGCGGGAUUGUCGAAUCGGAUCGGAAACGGUUCUAAUGUAGCCGUAGCCGAACGCGUAUUCUUCGACAGAAAAAUGACGCGAAUAGUUUUCCGACGGUUUCGUAUUGAAUCUGUUUGGCUCGUCGAUGGGGAUUUUCGAUUUCUCCGUCGCGCAACGAUUGGUGGGAAAACGCGGGGGGAAACGCCUGGGAUACGGCAAAGUGUGCGGCGUUAUCGAUAUUAGAUUUCUCGUUGUAAUGCGAUUGUUGAAAAUAUACCGGAAAUUCGUACAGAAUACUUAUAUCAGUUUUUUCUAGAAGGUUCUUCCAAAACGUUCUGGCGUUUUCCGAGCAAUUAAUAAGCAAUUGACGUUUACGAGGUGGGUUUUUUUUUUUUUUUUUUUUUUGGUAGGUAUUAUGCGAAAUUUUACAGAAAUAAUCGAAUGUUUACACGCAUUUAGUUUUUUGCGAAAUUACGUAGUUAUAAGUACGAAGUUUAACGUCCAGUAUUGAAUUCGAAAUGUAAUUGAAAUUAUAUGAUAUGUACGGCGGACACCGCUUAUAAGGGUCAAAAUCACUUGGAACGGUCCGGACGUAUCCAAUCACAUUCUAUAUCCUCUCUCCGCUUCGCCUAUAAGCAUGUUCGUCCGGCUAUAAGACUCACCGUGUGCUGGUCCCGACGCGAGUCUUAUAAGCGGCGUCCACCGUGCCUACGGCUGAUUUAACCGAUUACGAUUUGUCCGGCAGGUCUUUGACGCAAAUGAUCGGAACGGUUCUGAGCACGGACGCCAGGUAUUCUUCGCAGCUAGCGGCGGCGGCGGCGCAGGAUGACGGUCAGCAGUCCGCGGUAUCCGGCCGACCCAACAACCGACCUCCCGUAGCCGAUUACUUCGAGACCGGCCGCCCGCCCUAUCUGCAACAGCCGCAGUACGGCGGCAGACCGUAUCCCCCGCCGGGGCCGUCGGGAUUCCUGGGCGGCGUACCGCCGCCUUAUCCGGGCGGACUCGGACAGUACCCGCAGCAGUCCGGUUCCGUGGUGCAGGCGCUGACGUCCAUAGCGCAACACGACGACCUGAGGUGCGUGCCCAGGCUGCUGUGCGAGGUCUCGUCCGGCGCCAGACCGUCGUCGUCCGGUUAUUACCGGCCCGGCCAAUACUAUCAGCAGCAGCAGUCGUCCGUACCGUUCCUGUCCAAAGACGCGCUGAUCACGUGAGUGCCUAUGGCGUUUACGGUCGGCCCCGGCCGUGCGCGCGGCCGCGUCGUAUAUCAAUCGACGUCGUCGCGUUACACGACAAUAAUACAUUACGUUAUUUACGUGCGACCCGCGCGUGUCGCUCCGUCGAUAAAUCUCCGCGGAGCCGAUCGGUUGGCCCGUUCAGAUAAGAAAUGAAAAACCGUCUUUGACGCGCCGAGACGUGCUUUCCGCGCCGUUCCGAGUACGCUCCGGCGGCGUCGGCGGCGGCUGCGACGAGGGGACACGCGCCCCGCGAACGUUAUUCGCUUAGCGGGGCUUAAAUCGAAAUUAACUUGUUUUUUUUAACCGGGCGCUUUCCCGUCGAACGCUUGUUUAUUUCGAUGUGAUUUAUAACUGCCCGGGUGGGCGUGGGGGGGGGGUGAUGGUGGUGGUGGUGCUGGUGGUGGGGUCGGGCGGAGAAAAAAGGUCCGCCGCCGUCAAACGGUAUACAAACAUAUUAUUUUUUUUUUUUAUUUUUUUCUACCCGACAGAUUAACGAUGUCUCCGCCGCCGCCCGAUAUGAUUCCCCUCGGGAACCCUUUCGCCGUUGAUCACUCGCGGAAAAACGCGUAGUCCGCCGCCCCGCCGCCGUCGCGCUAACCUCGACCGCGACGACGUGACGGCGCGCGUUUAACAGCGUCGCUGUUAUCGUUUUUUAAACGGCUUUUUAAAAACGAUUCGCAAAUUCCAAACCGUACGUUAUUAUGUUGCCCGCCUGCGCCGAAAAGCCGCCGCCAUCACGCGCGCGCCGAUACUCAAACGACCCCGGCGAGUUUCGUCGACGAAACUCACGUCGAACUCGGCUUUCGGCAUGCCGGACAAAUACGGCGGUGACCAGGGGCGGCUCCAGAGACUCGGUUGGGGGACGGGAAUCAUAUAAAAAGUCAUAUUUUUUUUAGAAAACUCUACGGCAAAAAGCAUAUUUUAUAGUCAGUUUAUACUUCGUAGUACAGACCGACUACACACUUUACAUGUUUGUAAUAAUCGAUAGUACAAUAUCGGUUUUUUUAUUUUUGUAAAGUUAUUUUUAACAUAAAAUAUGGACUAGGGGGGCCGCGGCCUCUAGGGCUCGGAGCCGCCCCUGGUCCCGGUAAGUCCGAAAAACUUCAGACUGCUGUGACCGUGUGCCGACAUGAAACGCGACGCGCGAAACGUGACGGUCGACACAUUAUUGUUAUUAUUAUAAUUGGGAAAAGUACCAGAAGAAUCUGCCACGUAGAUCCGACAUGGGGUUUGUUCAAAAGACAGUUAAUCUUCAUAAUACGUCAAAGGUCGAAAAUUGCACGUUUUGUUCGUAGAUUCGUACAAAUUCAUUUCGUUCGGUGUCGACUUUACAAUUCCAACCGAAUAUUAUACGAGUACAUUGUGAUUCGGUUAUUUUUAACCGAAUCACAAUCACAUCCUGAAAUUUGUACAUACUACUCAUAUUAGCCUUUUCUAAACACGGAAAAAUUGUCUAAACAUUUCAUUGAUUUUUGAACUAAAUUUUAGGCAUUUGCUAUUAUCGAGUGUUUUGGUUAUAGUUUCGUUUACGUGAAUGCUCGGCAGAGAAAAAAUGCCCGACAUCAAAGGUUUUUACCACAAGUACAACCGUAACUUUGGUAAAAAAAAAAUCGAACGUAAAGUGGUAGUUUUUACGAACGGUUUUUUACGUUAAAAAACCACGACAAUUCCGAACACGCCGAGAACUUUAUGCUCAGAAUCGUAUUUCGUUAGCGAUGGUUUAUCAUCGCGUACUCGUAUAAAUUUAUCAACUCCAAGUAUCCCGCCUUAUCCAAACUUUCUAUCCACUACAGCGGCACACCUAGAACGAUGUCUGUUUUUUUUUUUUUUGUAUUUUUUAACACGUUUCUUUCGUACACCGUGUACCAUCGUAACAUUCGUAAAAUACUUAUUUUUUAAGUGCACGAUACUCGUUCGACAGAAAUCUCGGAUACAUUAAUCGCGAUCGGUCAUGCGGCGGUGAAAAGUCGAUUUCUUACUCAGGUUAAUUGGCGAGCGAAACCGCAAACCGGGUCCGACUUUUGGGCGACACGUCACCGUCGCGAACGACACACGUUUUUCGUUUCUAUUCUGUUCGGACGCGUGGCUGCGUAGGCGCGCGGCGUUUGGGUGUCGAUCGCGGAGAAGCCGCCGGACACGCGGGCCGGAUUUGCAUAUUUCGUGUUUGUUCGCGAAUCUCCGCGCGCACUUUUACUCUAUACGCGGCCCACGCACAUCCGAUUCACGAAUAUCUUUCGAAUAUCUUUCGACUUUCCAAACGCGAACGAUGUCGUCCCACCGCGAAAUUCCGUUGCGCAAUACGGACGCGACGCCGUGAACAACAACGCGUGAAGUUCGGGUGUUUUUUCGUUUAGAUUCUGAGCGUUACACGCUAAGAGUUCGUCGGUUUUUACUGUAUAAAGUGCGCUUUGUUACUCCGCUACCCGAUGAAAUGUUGCUCCGUUCAAAAAAAAAAAAAAAAAACCCCGGACAAAAGAUACUUUUUCGUAGUAUUUUCGAUCUAGUUGAUUCGUCAGUGAAUAGUCAUUUACUGCGCGCGUCUUACGAAUGAAUGAUUACAUAUUUUCGUUUCCCUGUGCGUUAUUAACACGGUCACGAACAAUAACAAAUUUAAACACAUAAAUUCUGAUUAAAAAUUAAAAAUAUAAAAAAAAAAAAAAAACACUUUUCGUCCGACCCGAAUACGGGCGGUAAAUACUCUUCUUUAUCAAACGCAUUUAUGCAUGUACAUAACAGGUCUCGUUGCCCGAAACGCGACCAGAAAGAUCGCAAUGCUUUUGUUGCUAAUUAAUUAGGCGCGAGACAGACAGAGAAACGAAAUAUAUUUCAACGGCGAGACCCCUAAAGCCGACCGCGAACACGAUUCGGUUUUACGACGGCACCGGGGUUUCGUUUUUGUUACGCACGUUUCAGCUCGCAGCAGCGAUUCUAAAUAAACGGCUGAAAUAAUAAUUACGGUCAUUAUAUCGUUGAACGCCAUAUGUGGCGUGUACUUUUUUGAUAAGUAGGUCAUUUCCCCGGUUCGAUGCCUGUACAUUUUUUAUCGUAAAAACCGGGGUGGACGGGUGGAUGGGAUGGGGGGGGGGCUGGAGUAGGGAGAGAGCGAGAAGAAUAGCGUUUACAUUUCGAAUGCGAUAAUAAUUGUCACGGUUUUAUUAAAACCAAUGAUAUUAUCGUAUAGCUAUACUGUUUAGCGCGCCGCCGAUUUUUAGCGAAUAGUGAAAUUAACGUACACCGCUCCUGAUGUGAUGCGUAAUUAAGAAUCCAUACGGUCAUAAGUUUUCGCUGUUUCUGUGUGUUUGCAUUUCGUAAAGUACGAAUCGGUGAAUAUGUUGUACGAUUCGAUAAACAUGCGCGAGUACGCGUGAUAGUAUUUUAUUGUAAUCGAAAAAAGAAAAAAGACCUAUGGAACCUAUAAAAAAUUAUCGAUUAUAAUAUUACAGGACAAUAGUUCGAAACAGCUCGUUACUCGAUAAACAAGACGUAAUAUAUAAUAUAUAUAAUUAAAAAAAUAAUAAAAAAAAAAACGUAUAUUAAUCAAAAACUACAAAAUCGAUUAUUACAACGGAAGUUCUAUUGCCGGACACUUACUUACUGCUUACGUGAUUUUUGCAAGCACGGUCGUAAUAAUACAUGAAUCGUUAAACAAUUUAGCGAAAAAGCAAGUGUUCAAAUUUUAAACAGUUACAAGGAGGAAAGAAAAAACUUCAAAACUAGAAACAAACUCAAAAGUAAAGCAGACGUUCUGCAUGUGCUAUCCCGAUCCAAUAUUGCGAAAUCAACUUUUAUUCGCAGUCUGCGUCGAACUCCCACAAUUUUGGUUUUAGAGUGAAACCGCCUAUAAUAAAACUGAAAGAGAAUAUAUUAUGCCGGAGAGCAACGUAAGCUCAACUGGGCGGCUGCUUCGGUGCCCUAGACUUUAAUUUAGCACCCGCACUUCAAAAACGACAAAUAUUGAAAAAUAGUGUGAAAACAACCUGUCCUAGGAUAAUGAAGAUGGGUACAGCCUCAGUCAUAGGUAAUUUAAUGUUUAGUUGUAAUUGAAAUCGGACUGAGGAAGUACUAAAGAGAGGUAAUUUUUCGAUUUUAUCAUCAAAUUUGAACGCCUGGAUAAAACGGGAAAAUCGGUACAAUAUUAAUCGAAUAUUAUUAAAGAAAAUAUAUUUAUAAUCGCUAAAAUAUCGAAUCUUAUCGAAUGUUUACAAUAAAAAUACGGAUAAGUCCUGUGUGCAAUUUUCCGCACCACCUUGGCUAUCGACAAACGCCAAUGAAAUAUUAUUACGAAUAUUUGACGUCACUCGAAAAGCGUAUGAGGUCUUGCACGAGGCGCGUUUUUUUUAUAGUGGUGUCCCCGAGUAGGCCUAAUCCACUGUGUCGAUUAACCUAGCCUUACCUGAAAUCCAUAAUAUGACUGUCUUUAAUAUAAUACGAUCACCGAAUCCCGAUCUUCGUUCCUUGAAGUCAUCCGCAGCUACCGGCAGUCUUGGCUCGAAGAGUUCGCGUGCGAAUAAACCGUGGAAAAAACCAUAAAGGGAAAAAAAAAAGAUUUACGAAAAGAUGAAAAAAAAAGAGAACCACUACUAUUAUACCGAUGAAGAAAACUUAAAAUACUAUUGAAAAAGUUUAAAACAACGAUUAUGAAACAACUCGGAAAAAUACGAAAGUAAAAACGGCAAUGAAUAAAAGAAAAUUUAAGAAACACAAUUUACUGCGAUUCGAUUAAAUACGCGUACAAUAAACAAAAUUUAAUACCAUUGCGAACAUUAUUAGCCAGCGCGUGGUUUUGCGAUAUUUAUUAUCGUUCGAAUAGUAUCAAUCAAUAGGCAUACCUCUAAUUACUGAUAGUGAAACCGAUACGUGUUUUCGGGGAGGUGAGGUUAUAAAUGAUAUCCGUACGCGAUUGUAUGAAUUUACGGUUGAUCGGUUUAUGAUAAAAAUCCGAGUUUCAGACGUAAAUGAAAUACUAAAGAGUACUGAAAAAUUAUUCCGGUAGUAAUAUGAAUACGAUGUGAUACACGCAAAUAUAGACAUAUUAUGUUGAAUUAUUGAUAGAUUUAAUUAUGAAAUUUACCUCGCACAAGGAACUGCUAAAAAAAUUUAACUUGUACAGUUAUUUUAACAUAAGUCACUAAACAAAAUAGUUUUUUUUUUUUUUUUUUUUUCAUCUGUUUCUACUUAUAGUCACUAUUUCUAUCACCUAAAUAAUAUAAUAUACCUAAUACCUAUUUAUCAGAUUUAUUACCGUUUAUAAACUCAAAUAUCACUGUGCUUAUCUUUUUACUGUGCAUUUAAGAAUGGCUAUAAGUAAUUAUAAAAUUGAAAUGUGGUAUUUGGGGGUGUGGCGGCGUAGGUCCCGCGAGCUCUUUUCCUCUACAAAAUUUUAGCACCAUCAGCGUUUGGCCUCUAGUUGCGCCUAUGGAGGGCAAGACGACGCGUUUUUUUUUUUUUUUUUAAGUUCGUUUUUUGAAACAUUUGAGUGAUUUAAAAACGACGAAUUAGUCGUGGCUUUUAAACGACGUAUUGAACAUCAUACUCGGAAUAAUAAUUAGAACAAUAAGAAAACCGUAUCGUUUCGACCUCAGACUAUAGAAAAAAACAGGUUUUUUUAAAAAAAUAAUUUCAAAAAUCGACCUCAAUUCUUUUCCCCUCCGACAAAGUUAUACAAUGGCAACAAUAUAACGUUGCAUGCGUUCAUUUUUCACGGGGUACAUAUAAAUUUUUUAAUGGAAAACAUUCGCCCGCAUAUCUGCCCCCUCGUCCCGAAGUAAUAAUAAAACGCAGGUUGCGCGUGUUUCAGUUUGCUCACGGUGUUGAACUUCGUGGACGACUCGCCGCUUCUGAUGUUCGGCCGGGCCGCGCUGUUGGGGUACAACGCCCGCGGCGAUCCCGGUUCGUGUCACACCGCCUAUCCUACGUGUCCCAGGGAUCCCGACCAGCUGAUCAACUACCUCAACAACCACAACGGCGGUUUCUUCCGGUUCUUCAACCAACAGCUACCGCAGUUCGUGCCCCAGUACGCGCAACAGCAGCCGACCCAACCGCACCGGCCUCCGUACUACCAGCCCCCGCCGUACCCGCAGCGACCCCCCCCGAACCGGUACUACUCCUUGCAGCAGCAGUACGCUCCCGGAUAUCAACGGCCGGGCCAAUAUUUCGCGAACCGCGACCAGUACACGACCCGUUCGGACCGUUCGCUCCCGGACGACUUUUACGGCCUCCCGAAGCCGCGGAUACUCAGCGGAUCUCCCGCCCAGUACUACGACCUGCCCUCGGUCCAGGACCUGGCCCUGGAAGUCCCGACCCGGCCGUCAAUGACGUUCCCGUCGGACGACCAUCACGCGGGCGCGGCCAACUCGGUGUCGCAGUUCGCGUUCCCGUCGUUCGAUAACGGCGGCGCCGACAGGCGGCCCAAAAACGUGAAAAUGGUGUUUCCCGACAGGACCGGGACGGGCGGGCUGCGCGCCGAGUUAGACAAGUACGGCAACUACAAAGGCGCGUACUAUGCCGACGGGGUCAUCAAGUUCGUCGACAACAACGGAGCCGACGACGGCGGCGGGCGACCGUCCAAAAUCAAAAUUCCCACACAGUGGUCGUGGCCCGCUUCGUCCCGACCCGGCAAGGCCGCCAGCGAAUUCCACGUGCUCGGCAACAGGUUACCGUACGACAAACGUACGGAUUUCAAAUUUCCCAGGACCUCGUAA